Aspergillus alliaceus is the source of this 4595-nucleotide messenger RNA. Its product is annotated as putative ABC bile acid transporter. Lineage: Eukaryota; Fungi; Ascomycota; Eurotiomycetes; Eurotiales; Aspergillaceae. Bases 81 to 4538 code for a protein of 1485 amino acids. Gene Ontology annotation, biological process: transmembrane transport. Gene Ontology annotation, cellular component: fungal-type vacuole; membrane. Gene Ontology annotation, molecular function: ATP binding; ATP hydrolysis activity; ABC-type peptide transporter activity. The transcript is spliced from 4 exons. The record is from RefSeq and is a predicted model, not a curated record.
GCUUGGUCACCGCUUUACACUCAUUGCUGUCCAUCCCCUCCGAUGGACUACCAUCUGAAUGCUCAACUUAAGCAAUCCCAAUGCGUUUGAAUCAAGAAGAUGACGCGCUUUCGUCUUGCCAUUCAAUAUGGGACUCGGCCAAUGCUCGGCUGUCGCCAUGCGCCAUGGGGUACUCCUCUAUCGUCCUAGGCGUAAUAGCCUUAAUCAUUGGAUUAAGUCAUGCACUUAGCCGUGUUUCUUUUGUUCAGAGCCCAAAAUGGAUGAGGGCUUUUAUUGCAGAAGAGCCGCCAUGUCCGGAACUGCCAUCAGACAGACCAAGGCAAAGGACCGGGUGGGUGGUAAUCCUGCUUGCUAUCUCCGCAAUUGGGUUAGCAGGUGAACUCGCAAAAGUAGUGCCCCAUGGAUAUAUGCUCAGUAAUGCAGUGUCUCUCAUAUCAUGGGCGGUCGUGGCCGUUCUGAUCUCUACAGAGCGCCCAAGAUCCUGUCCAGUGUCCAUUCUGGCUUUCUUCACUGCGGCAUUCGCAGUGGAAAUGGCCUUCAUAUUAAACCGUGACGCUUAUGCGGUGUCGAGGGUUUAUGCUCAUUACAUGGUAGCUGGUGCUGCAGCUGUAGGGUGUGCCACUAUUCUGUCAAUGCCAUUCCGGGAGCCUUCGCUUCCCCGCGUUGACAUCGGAGUCGUGGGACAACCGUCAUCGAGCAAAUUUCGCAGUCCGGAAGACAAUUUACGUCUCUGGCAAUUUCUUACUGUGUCUUGGAUGGCUCCGAUGAUGACGGCCGGUAAAAAUCGACAAUUAGAUGAUGAUGAUAUUUGGUUCUUAGGUUUCGAGUUUCAACAUCGCAGAUUGCAUGAGAAGUUCCGCCAACUCCGUGGAUCAGUUAUCUCCAAGUUGCUCCAAGCAAAUGGCAUCGAUGUCCUUAUUAUUACCGGAAUCUCUACGGUGCAGAUGCUUUGCGACUUUUCAACCCCUGUUCUCUUACAGCAGCUUCUUCAAGCGAUGAGAGAUCCGAACGCACCGAAGCGUGUCGCCCUAACCUACGCCUUAUUAUCACUAGUGCUUCGUUUGGUCGCGGCGCAGUCCCAGGUGUUGAAUCUCUGGUAUGGUAGACGCUGCUACGAACGAAGCAGAGGUGAGAUGAUUAUGAUGGUGUAUGAGAAAGCAUUGUCAAGAAAGAACAUGUUCGACCAGCAAAUUAAAGAAAAGGGAAGCGCAAAUGACACCGAGCAAGAUGGGACUAGCGACAGUGAAGUGGUGUCGAGUAGUAAGCAGAGAAGACUCUGCGGACUAUUUCCACUGCGACAGACUACUGAAAAAAGGACAGCAAAGACAGCUGCUUCCAUGGGGAAAAUAUUCAAUUUGCUGCGUGGGGAUGUCUAUGAAGUCGCCCAGCGGUUUUGGGAAGUUGACACCCUAGUGGAUAAACCUGUAGGCCUAAUCAUCGCCACAGUGCUCGUCUGGAAGUUGCUUGGGCCCUCGUGCUUUCUGGGAAUCACGGCUAUCUUGAUAGCUCAGGUCCUGAAUGCGUUCAUAACACGUAUGCUCCUUCGGUGGGAAAGAGUGCGCAGACUGGCGACAGAUACUAGACUUCAGAUAUCGUCCCAAUUCGUUGAGGCCCUUCGCCAUCUUCGUUGGUAUGGAUGGCAAAACCACUGGCUUAGCCAGGUUAUGGAUGCUAGGCAGUCGGAGUUGAACAUUCGUAUUAUCACUAGUUUGUUCAAUGUGUUAAUUCGCUUUGUGAACACGUUCGCCAGUGGUCUAUUCCCUGUCGUGGCCUUGUAUGCCUAUACACUACUGGCAGGCCAUCCGUUGCGCAUCGACAUUAUAUUUCCGGCCCUGCAGCUGUUUACUAUGCUGGAGACUCGGCUGAGAGAGAUCCCUAGUCUCAUAACAGUGCUGAUCAAUGCAUCUAUUGCCAUGGAACGUAUAGUGGAUUUUAUGGCUGAACCAGACAAGGAGAAACAAGCUGUUACAGCGCAUUCUGACAGUCCGCUUGUGUUAGAUUCGUGUUAUUUUGCGUGGCCUGGUAGAACAUCGCCUGUGCUAUCUGAUAUCAAUGUGAGGGUUUCCGAAGGCCUGACAGUCGUCUGCGGUAAAGUAGGUGCUGGGAAAACGGCACUGCUUCAGGCUUUACUUGGGGAGUUGGAUAGAUUGAGUGGUAGCUCUGACAUCCCGAAUGAGAUGGUUGGAUAUUGUUCUCAGACGCCUUGGUUACAGAGCAUGAGCAUUCGAGACAAUAUUCUUUUUUCCUCCACUUACGAUGAGCGUCGCUAUAAGCAAGUUUUGGAUGCCUGCGCCCUGCUCCCAGAUCUUACCAACUUCAAACAUGGCGACCUGUCGUUUGUGGGUGAGAAUGGUAUUGGGUUGUCAGGUGGCCAGAAGGCACGAGUGGCCCUUGCAAGGGCAGUAUACAGCACCUCGAGAAUCCUAUUCCUUGACGAUCCUCUCUCUGCCCUGGAUCACAAUACGGCGGAAACUAUAGUCCGCAAAUGCUUCUCAGGCCCGUUGAUGCAAAACCGCGUAGUUGUUCUUGUUACUCAUCGCACCACCUUGGUUCGCCAUAUCGCAGAUCAAUUCGUUCACAUCCAAAAUGGCAGGGCUACCAUAGAGGAUAAGCAAACCAUUCUGUCCUCCCUAGACAUUGAUGAUGCCAACGAAUCCUCCCUAUCUGAAUCAUCAGAUGAAACUCAAGACGAGGCAGACGGCCAGGAUGACAAAGUUGCGGUACCGGACAAGUUUAUCGAAGAGGAGCACCGGGCUGAAUGGGGAGUGAAGGCUAGAGUCUACUGGAACUAUAUCAGAGCUGGAAAGUACAGGUCCUGGGUGAUGCUUGUUAUUGUCAUAUCCAUGUAUCGCUUCGCAGCCGUCGGACAAUCUUGGUUUCUCAAAGAAUGGGGCGAGGCCUAUAAUCGCGACCAAACUUUUGUAUUACUUGGUUUCUCACCAUCCUAUAAGAGGACCUUGUCAGGAGGGCUGGGGGAACAACUAGUCCUGCCACAGGUGCUCAAUUGGAAACCAGACAACCCUUUCAACAAGUUCCCCGCGCCAGUUGAAGAUGUCCGGCCAUGGCUUUGGGCUUUUUUUGCCAUUACAGUAUUUCAGUCUCUUACGGUCCUAAUUUCACAACUGAUGAUGAUUGUCAUAGUUUACAGUGCAGGCAAAACACUCUUCCAGGAAGUCAUGGUGCGAGUCAGCCAUGCCACAUUCCGUUUCUUCGACGUCACCCCUAUUGGGCGCUUGAUGAAUCGGUUAACAUCUGAUAUUGGGGUUGUCGACGGUAACAUUAGCGAACAGUUCCAGCGAAUUGUAUUUCAAGCCAUUGUAUGGGUUUCGUCUCUUCUUGUCAUCGCCUCAGUUACACCAACCUUUCUAGCUUUUUCGUUUGGUCUUACCGCAGCCUUUAUCUUUACUUUCUUGCGGUUCCUUCCCACGUCACAAAGCUUGCGGCGAUUGGAAAUGGUGUCUCUUAGCCCAUUGAUAUCUAACUUCGGCGAGCUCCUGCAUGGCCUAACAACUGUUCGCGCGUUCCACGCGGAAUCCCGCUUCCAGGAUCGAGUGAUCGCAGUUGUGGAUAAAUUUCAGGGCAUGGACCACUUUUACUGGUCACUGCAGAGCUGGCUUAUGUAUCGCUUCGAAGGCCUAUCUGCACUUUCAACGUUCUGCCUCACGGCCCUCGCACUAUACACCAACGUCACACCUGGCCUAGCCGCAUUUGUCCUAAUAGCGGCUAACAACUUUGUAGACUCAACCCACGCAUUGUGCAAGCAAUAUGGCCAACUACAAAUGGAUUUUGUCUCAGUUGAGAGAGUCGACGAGCUACUACACAUUGAACAAGAAGCACCUGGAGACAUAGUUCCCCCAGUAUCGUGGCCGACGUUUCGCUCCGAUAUUGUCUUCGAAGAUGUAACGAUACGUUAUGCUCCUCACUUGGAUCCAUCCCUCAACAAUAUCUCCCUCCGCAUCCCCGGUGGAUCCACAACUGCCGUCAUCGGCAGAACUGGAAGUGGAAAGUCAACGCUUGCAGUCUCGCUUCUCAGCGUGAUCCGCCCAGACUCCGGCCGUAUCCUAGUUGACGGCCUCAACAUCGCACAGGUUAGCACACAAGCGCUCCGGACAAGAGUGACAUUUGUUGCGCAAGACCCUGUACUCUUCCCAGGAAGCGUCCGUCUCAACCUCGAUCCCACAGGUGAGUAUACGGACGAGGAGUGUGCUGACGUCCUGAAACGCAUAUGCGGCAGACACGGCUGGAAUUUAGAGACACAUGUUGAAGCCGGCGGUCGAAACCUCAGCCAGGGCGAGCGGCAACUCAUCGGCCUCACACGGGCAGUCUUGCGUCGAAGCUCAAUUGUCAUACUCGACGAAGCAACAGCGUCCAUCGACCAUGAAAGCUCGCUCGAGAUCCAGCAAGUUCUCAGAGAGGAAAUGCAGCAGUCUACAGUCAUCACAAUUGCACACAGAUUAGAAGCCAUCAAGGACGCAGAUUACUAUAUCGUGUUGGAUCAGGGACGUGUGUCAAAACAAGGGUUUGUAAAGGACAUGUAAGUCUACAAUCAGAUAUCGGUAUCGCAUAGAUUGUAAUAAACCAAGUCUUUUCUCCCA